Messenger RNA from Neurospora crassa OR74A, 4119 nucleotides. RefSeq names its product two-component system protein A (gene hcp-1). Gene Ontology annotation, molecular function: phosphorelay sensor kinase activity. Gene Ontology annotation, biological process: phosphorylation; phosphorelay signal transduction system. The coding region runs from base 876 to 3653 and encodes 925 amino acids. The transcript has a single exon. NCBI's taxonomy places the organism in Eukaryota, Fungi, Ascomycota, Sordariomycetes, Sordariales, Sordariaceae. The record is from RefSeq and is a predicted model, not a curated record.
CGCUGAUGCCGGUCUUUUUCUGCGCUUAUUUUGCCACGAUGUAACAGCUGGUACUGUAUCGUCCUUGUAUAAUACCAUUUUCUGUACUACAAUUUGCGGCAUCAGUCACCCACUCAUCCGGUAUUCGCGUGUUCCAAUUCCCGACUUUCAAGUUUAUGGUACCAUGCCAUCGGUACCAGCCGUUGCGCCCGUGACAACGAGUGGAAAAAUGGCAAUCAGCGGGGGAUCAUCACGGUCGCAGUCCAAGCACUGACCAUUCAUGGCUCGCGCCCAGUCCCGCAAUCAACGUUCAUCGAGAUCUCUUUUUUUUCCCCUUCCCUUCCCACUUCGCCCUUUCACGAGUUCCAGUCGCCGGUCUGUCUGCUGCCCUUGGGCUACCUCAACAAUUUAUCGAGUGUCCCUUUCCCACACCUGCGUGAUCUCUUUAACAUGCCACAAGCGUCACAAAUGACCACCAGUCUGUCGUUUUCCCGUUUCCCUCUUCCGAGAUUUUUCCUUCGCUCCGUCCCGAACCAGGUCCAGUCCUGACAACAUCCUGUCUUCCGAGGCCUGGCCCACCCUCAAACUUUAUACUUUAUUUGCCCCCCUCAGCCACUAGACAUAUUGGCCAGCCCCGCCUGUCAAUAGUCUGUCUGCGCUUAGCUGUACCUACCUACGGUACCUCACCCGGAGCGCAGCAGAAAAGCCGACUACGGUUAGGUUAAUAGACCGUGGCCGCCCGACAUCCGGCUACUGCACUAAUCAGCUCAUCUCGUUUCCAAGUUCCUGAUUGCUUCCGGCAAAAAGCAAAGCACUUGUCUUGGAUUUCAAGCUCGGCGCAUCAAACUAACCUCCUUCUAACGGCCGACGCUGCCGACGCUGCCACCGCCAAAACCAUGGCCAACAUGGCAAAUAGUCUGCUGAACAUGGUCAUUGAUGGCCCCAAGGAUGGGAAUGAUGAAGAAUCCCAUCCAUAUCCUGACUCCUCCUCCAAGUCUCACGGAGCUGUCUCCGCCCACAAUUCGGACUGUCUCCAGGCCAUGACUCAGCACCAGGAACAUGACCACUUCAACGACAACGACUCUCACAUCUCGGCUUCAGCUUCAACUCCCUCCACCCAGGCCAUGGAGGAAGACCACGCCUGGAGUGUUGCGACCAGGACAACAACACAAUCGUCCAUCGAUGACACCGUCACCCUCCAACGCCAUGUCCCGCCUACCCAUCCCUUUGCGGCUCCCGACAUGAGCCUCAUUUUCGACUUCUCUCCUGUCCCAUUACUCCUCCUGUCCUCGUCGUGCUGCAUCACCCGGGUCUCAAAACGCUUCUGCCAAGACUGGCAUGUCACCGAAGAGGACUGCAUCGGCAAGUUCCUGCUGCCCUUCCUCGAGAGCCAGAUCCGCGAAACGGGCGCCAGCAAAUCAAGACUCAUUGCCGAAGCCGUCGAUGAUGCCGUCGCCGCUCGAUCCGAGCGCACUUCCAAGGCCAUUACCGUCAAGAGUGCCUUCACCUGUCGCGCCCGCGUGAUACCCAUCUUUCGGGAUGCCGAGCUGGUCUCCAUCUACCUCGAAUGGCACGAGCGUCCAUCGUCCGAGGUCCUCGACAACGAGCAGGUCCAACCGGGCCUAUCCACGGAUGAAGCCUUUCGCAUUCUCGUGCAAGCCACCAAGGACUAUGCCAUAUUCCUCCUCGAUACAAAAGGUCACAUCGCAACUUGGAAUACUGGCGCGCAACUGCUCAAGGGCUACACUCGGGAAGAGAUCAUCGGCAAACACUUUUCCAUUUUUUACGGCAAAGAAGAUUUGGACAUCAAGAAGCCAGACAUGGAACUGGACAUUUGUCUUCGCGAGGGUCGUGUCGAAGACGAAGGCUGGCGCUACAAGAAGGACGGAACGCGCUUCUGGGCCAACGUCGUCAUCACGGCCGUCUACAAGAAUGGCGUCCACGUCGGCUUUGGCAAGGUCACGCGCGACUUGACGGAGCGUAAGGCGUCCGAGUCCCGCCUGAUUGCUGCCUACGAGGAGAGCGAGAAGCUCAAGUCGGACUUCCUCGCCAACAUGAGCCACGAGAUCCGUACCCCUAUGCACGGCAUGCUUUCGGCUUGCGCGUUGCUGCUCGACUCGCCCCUUACCGAGAGGCAGCGAGACAUUGUCAACAUCAUGGAUGAGUCGGGUCAGAUCUUGUUGCAGGUCAUCAACGACAUCCUCGACUAUUCCAAGCUAGCUUCGGGCAGUUUCUCAGUCAGCUCCGAUGUAGUUGGUGUCGCCAGCAUCAUCACCUCAGUGGUUCGCGCUGUCCAGACGACGUUGCCACCAGCAGUCCACUUUGAGCUCUUCCUCGCCCCUAACCUUCCAAAGUCCGUCCAAGGCGACCCCCUCCGUUACCGCCAAAUUGUCCAAAACAUUGUUGGCAACGCAGCCAAGUUCACCGACAAAGGUAGCAUCCGCGUCAAAGCUUCGGUUGACUCGGAGGACAACGACAGCUACACCAUCUUAACCGAAGUCAUCGACACGGGCAUUGGCAUCCGCGAGUCCGCCUCUGCCUCGCUUUUCACCCCCUUCAGCCAAUUCGACCUCACCACCACCAAGCGUUACAAGGGCACGGGUCUCGGCCUCUCCAUCGCCAAAUCCCUCGCCGAGCUCAUGGGCGGCCGCAUCGGCUACCGCCCCAACCCCGAACGCCACGGGUCUGUCUUCUGGUUCACCGCACGCUUCAAGAAGAUUAAGAGCCUUGAACAGAUCCAAGACUGGAAGCACCAGAUGGCCGCUAAGGACGGUUCACCCAUCUCGCCUAUUCAGCCCGACGUCACGGUUCUCCAACAACGACUUGCCUCGGUCGCCGGCACCAAAAGUAUUUUGCUCGUCGAAGACAACGUUAUCAACCAAAAAGUCAUGCUGGGCAUGCUGCGCUCACUUGGCUUUAGGAGCAUCGACCUGGCAGCUGAUGGCGCCGCGGCCGUGAAGAUGGUCACCGGAAAACCUGUCGGGUAUGAUAUCGUGCUGAUGGAUAUUAACAUGCCUAUCCUGGAUGGAAACGAAGCCUCGCAGAAAAUCCGUGACGCUGGAGUGAAGGUGCCUAUCAUUGCCAUGACUGCUUACGCCCUCAAGGGGGACCGUGAAAAGUGCUUGGAAUACGGCAUGAACGACUAUGUCCCCAAGCCUGUCGACAGGAAGUUCCUCAUCAAGGUCUUGGCUACCUGGAUCCUCGAAAAGGUCGACUACCGCAAGGCAUAUGACGAAAGGUUGCAGCAGUUGAAGGAUUGUGAUGAAAAGUUGCAUCGGCUGAGCGUCAGUGAGGGCGUAGCCGCAGCUAGAAGGGAAAGUGUAGAUGGGGGGUCGAAGCCUGGAAUGGCGUUGCAAGGAGAUGAGGGGGUGGUGAAGGGGUGGGCUUCCCCAUUCAGGGAGGUAGACCAGGCACAGGCCUCUAAUGCGGGCGUGAGGCAGGGGACGUUUCAGGAGCCGGCAUCGGUUAGGAUUCCGAAGAUGCUGGCGCAAAGGACGGAAAGGACCAAGGUGGGGCCACUACCGCUACCGAGUGGUGACCAGGGAGCGCCGAUGCUAAGUGAUGCUCAGCAAGGAAAACAAGAGCUACCCAACGGUGGAUUUGCCGAAGGCGAGGGGCUGAACCAACUGCCGCCGGUCAGCGACGGGGAGAUUAGUCCCAGAACUCUGGUGUAGUGGGCCGAUCAACCACCAUUGGAAGGUGACGGAACCGGUUAUGGUCCGGUUGAGAUGAGCAAGGGGCGUAAGAGGAGGAAAUGAUGGAACAAACACAUACAUGAUACACAACAAAUGCAUAGGGCAGGCGUCAGGCGAAGCGAGCGGGAUUAUUUGAAGGACAUGGGGCUUCAUUUAUUUGUGUAUUUUCAGGGAUGGGCGUUCAUUUGGGAUCUACUGUUGAGUUUUUCGGUUGUUACCUACAGGUACCUAGUCUCGACGGUCGAACAAAGAAAGACAAGAAAGCAAUCACACAGCAACAGAAGGAGGCAUGCGCAAGCUUAGGUGGUUGUGUUUGUACUGUUAUUGUAGCAUUCAUUGGUGGGUGAGACCAGAGCAAGCAAGAGAAUGACGUAAAGAGAAGGAUUUAAUGAGCGGAAGUAAGUAGUGUAUGAUACCCGGAUAAUGAAUAAAGUCUUUCCCUGUC